Molecule: messenger RNA, 1624 nt
Organism: Theobroma cacao (cacao)
Lineage: Eukaryota; Viridiplantae; Streptophyta; Magnoliopsida; Malvales; Malvaceae
Product: putative WRKY transcription factor 15
Biological process (GO): regulation of DNA-templated transcription
Molecular function (GO): DNA-binding transcription factor activity; sequence-specific DNA binding
Source: RefSeq, a predicted model, not a curated record
UGGAUCUUAUUCGUACCUACAUUUGACGGCAAAUGUUAAGAUGACAGGUCAGUGACCUAAUUGACCAACAAGGUUCCAUAGCCGAUGGCAUCAUUUUGACCGAAGUCCAGCGUUCCCUUUAUCAACGACCCUUCCCUGCUCGUUUUCUUUUCACGCUUUUUCUUCCUUGCUCUCUUUCUCUCUUUUCUUUCUUUGAAUGGUUUUGUUGCAGACAUGGCCGUGGAGCUCAUGAUGAGUUACAGGAACAGCAACAGCUUCACAACCAAAAUGGAAGAAAACGCAGUCCAAGAAGCAGCUUCCGGGCUGGAAAGUGUUGAGAAACUCAUCAGGUUGCUUUCCCAAACCCAGCAGCAACAGCAACAAAACAUUACUAAUCAGGAAAAAUAUCAAUCUUCUUCGAGCUCAACAAGAUCCUCCCUGGAUUUCGAUAUGGACUGCAAAGCUGCAGCUGACGUUGCUGUUUCAAAGUUCAAGAAAGUUAUCUCUCUUUUGGGUCGAACCAGAACUGGACAUGCUCGCUUUCGGAGAGCCCCUGUAGCGCCCCCAGCUGCUACAAAUACUACAACUAUUUCACCUCCUGUUAGCCAAAACCAAGCAAAUCAAGAGCUUGAAACUAAGGUUUAUUAUGCAACGCCGAUCCAGCAGAUUCCACCACCGGUUACUUAUCAUCCUCAUCAUCAUCAGGAUUUUUUAACGGUGAAAAGUGGGGUUUUAGAGAGGAAAGAUUCAUCAACAACCAUCAAUUUUUCAUAUUCUUCCGCUGGGAAUUCGUUUAUGUCAUCUUUGACCGGAGAUACUGAUAGCAAGCAGCCAUCUUCAUCGUCUGCGUUUCAAAUUACUAAUCUUUCUCAGGUUUCCUCAGCUGGGAAGCCUCCUUUGUCUUCCUCUUCUUUUAAGAGGAAGUGUAGCUCGGAGAACUUGGGUUCUGGCAAGUGCAGUGGCUCUUCUGGUCGCUGCCAUUGCUCUAAGAAAAGAAAGCUGAGAUCGAAAAGGGUUGUAAGAGUUCCAGCAAUAAGCCUGAAGAUGGCUGAUAUUCCACCUGAUGAUUACUCGUGGAGGAAGUACGGUCAAAAACCAAUCAAGGGAUCUCCACAUCCAAGAGGUUACUAUAAGUGCAGUAGCGUGAGAGGAUGUCCAGCUCGCAAACAUGUGGAAAGGGCUUUAGAUGAUCCAUCGAUGCUAAUAGUUACCUAUGAAGGCGAACAUAACCAUCCUCUCUCUCUUGCGGAAACCUCCAGUCUCAUCCUGGAAUCUUCUUAGACGAAGAAUUAAUAUUUUCUUUUGGACAAAAUCCCAGAAUUUCAUUGUCAUUUCCAACAUUUGACCAUGGGUAGGAUGAACAGUUUGUAGUAAAAAGUAGUACCAUAUCAAUCUGCUCAAGUUAUCUCGAAGGAGAUUUGUAGUGGGUUGGUUCAUUUCCCUGUAAAAUAUAUGGGAUUCCUCCCGAGCUUUCUUUAAUCUUUUCUUUGUUCCUCUUUCUUGAACGCUGUUAAUUAAAACCCAUUGUCAUUUGAAAGCAGAAAAAGAAAAAGAAAGGGAACAUGGUGCAUUUGGCAUUUAGAUUUAACAGUUAUCCAAGAAAGAAAGUGCGGUCCAAUAUCAAUCCAUGCCAUCUUUUGUUUUA